AUGCCGCGGUUUCCUCCCCCUCCUGAGCGUCGAGUGUCUGAAGAUGGCCAAUUUCUUCCGCCGGAGAGAUGGGAGAGGAUAGAGGAGGGAGUGUACGUCGCGUACCUCCAUCUCACGCAUCCGCGGUGGCAUGAAGAAAACGACGUGCCGGGACUGUAUAUCGAUCCGCCAGAGGGGACGCGCCGCCUCGUGCUGCGGUUGAAGUGGGAUCCCAACUAUCCGAGGGUUCGGUAUGCGGAUGUCGUCGUCGGCGAGGUGGCGAUGCAUGCCGACAUUGUCGUUGUUUUCGAGCCUGUGCGCGUCGAACCGCUGGGCGAGCCGACGUCGCGGGACUCUGAGGAGGGGAGUGGGUCAUGGAAUCGACGCCGCCGGUCAUCCAGCCCAACACGGCCUAUGAAACGUCCCCGCCACUCCUCGCCCAACCCCACUCCAACAUUACAUACCCGCGCACCAUCCACGACCGAGCCUGAUCCGGACACAUACCAUGACCCGCUGCGUGGCUUCGGUAUCUUCGGCAACUUGUGCUACGCGCUCAUGAACCGGGUCAUCGAGCAGGGUGCGGCCGUUUGUUUCGUCGGCGUCGAGGCUUGCAACCGGCGCGAGUUGUUCUUCCCACCAGCCCAGGAGGAUACGGCUGCAGCUGCGCGAACAAUGUUGGGAAUCGUACUCGAUUCGGUGCUUGUUCUCCCAGAGGAGUUUGGGUGGGAUUGUAUCCACGCAUGGAGGAGUAGGGAGAUGGGUGAGGGAUGGUUUGAUGGGCUUGUUGCGACGGGCAUGCGACGGCACUUUCGUUUCGAGAGUGCUGAGGCUUGGCGGAACGAGGAAGGAGAGCUGCGUCAAUUGGAGAGUGGGAAGAUUGCAUGGGAGGAGUACGAGGAGCGGAUGCGCGACAGUGCUGGGGUUACCGAGAGGAUGGUGGCGCGGUUCGGAUGA
Molecule: messenger RNA, 933 nt
Organism: Cutaneotrichosporon cavernicola
Lineage: Eukaryota; Fungi; Basidiomycota; Tremellomycetes; Trichosporonales; Trichosporonaceae
Exons: 1
Coding region: 1-933 (310 amino acids)
Source: RefSeq, a predicted model, not a curated record